Molecule: messenger RNA, 2540 nt
Organism: Xenopus laevis (African clawed frog)
Lineage: Eukaryota; Metazoa; Chordata; Amphibia; Anura; Pipidae
Gene: fbxl21.L
Product: F-box and leucine-rich repeat protein 21, pseudogene L homeolog
Exons: 6
Coding region: 507-1829 (440 amino acids)
Biological process (GO): regulation of circadian rhythm
Cellular component (GO): nucleus; cytoplasm; mitochondrion
Source: RefSeq, a predicted model, not a curated record
UUAAACCAUUUAUUCACAUAAACUGCACCUCUGUUGUAUUUAGACUCUGCAUCAGGUGCCUAUUAGCCUCUGUAAUGUGCAGAAAAGCUCUGCCAAUCAGACCUAAUGUGGCCCAUGCAACGCAGGGGAGCAACAGCAACAAAAAAAAACAAAGCAGUCAAAAACGCAAGACUAUUGGAUUCGUAGGUUGUUCCAUGAACAUCAACUUGGGAAAAUACACCCCAAAAACAAGUUUCAUAUACACAGUGCCAACAAGUCUGCAUUCUGGGUGUUUUGAUGCCCAGAACAUUAAUAGUUGGUGGGAAACAAAAGGUCCAGAAUAAUGCAACAAUUAUUUCAACUGCAAUCGACCGGACCCUUGGGUGCAUUUGUAGGUCGGCCAAUUGGAAAUAAUAGAUGUGGCAUUUCCAAGCUGCAAUCACCACACACUAGUCAAUCCAUGGCUCCAAUGGAAUGUCUUUCAAAUCAACGAGGAGCAAUUCUGUCCCUGCCCCAGGAGCUGUUAAAUGCUCAGAAUGAAACGAGGUAGAGUAACAGUAACAAUUGAUAGUCAAGUUGUAAAAUCAUCACAGAGAAUGAAAAAACUGAAAAUGGAGAGCCCAUCAUCAAAGAUGUGCAAACCACAAAUGCAGCCCUGCAUGUUAGACUGGGGCAAUCUGCCACACCAUGUUGUGCUGCAUAUUUUUCAGUAUCUCCGUUUAGUAGAUCGUGCUCGUGUAUCCUCUGUUUGCCGGCGGUGGAAUGAAGUUUUUCACAUCCCCGAGCUAUGGAGAAAGUUUGAGUUUGAACUGAAUCAGCCAGCUACUUCAUACCUGAAAUCCACUCAUCCUGAUCUGAUUCAACAGAUUAUCAAAAAGCAUGCAGAUCAUCUUCAGUAUGUUAGCUUCAAGGUUGACAGUUGCACAGAGUCAGCAGAAGCCGCUUGUGAUAUUCUUUCCCAGCUUGUGAACUGUUCCAUCAAAACACUUGGUCUCAUAUCAACGGCAAAACCUAGUUUCAUGAAUGUAUCAAAGUCUCAUUUUGUCGCUGCACUCACAGUGGUGUUUGUGAACUCAAAGUCACUCUCCUCCAUAAAGAUUGACGACACUCCCGUUGACGACCCUUCAUUAAAGGUUCUGGUAGCAAAUAACAGCGACACGUUGAAACUACUAAAAAUGAGCAGCUGUCCACAUGUUUCUCCUGCUGGGAUCCUGUGUGUGGCAGAUCAAUGUCACGGCCUUCGAGAGCUGGCUCUUAAUUACCAUCUUCUGAGCGACGAGCUAUUACUGGCCCUUUCCACCGAGAAGCAUGUUCGCCUUGAACACCUUCGAAUUGAUGUUGUAAGUGAGAAUCCAGGUCAAACACAAUUUCACACUAUUAAGAAGCAGAGCUGGGAUGCCGUUAUCAAGCACUCACCCAAGGUGAACAUUGUCAUGUACUUCUUUCUGUACGAAGAGGAAUUCGAUGCAUUCUUCAGAGAAGAGACUCCUGUCACACAUCUGUACUUUGGCCGGGCAGUAAGCAAAGCGAUGCUUGGACGAAUUGGUAUGAACUGCCCACGCCUAAUUGAGUUGGUAGUGUGCGCCAACGGCCUUCAACCACUGGAUGAUGAACUCAUCAGAAUUGCGGAUCGAUGCAAGAACUUGACUGCUAUUGGUCUUGGAGAGUGUGAGGUUUCUUGCAGCGCGUUUGUAGAGUUUGUAAAAAUGUGCGGCAGAAGACUGACCCAGCUAUCCAUUAUGGAAGAAGUACUCAUUCCCGACAACAAAUACAACUUGGAGCAAAUUCAUUAUGAAGUUUCAAAGCAUCUUGGUAGAAUGUGGUUUCCAGAUAUGAUGCCCACUUGGUAACCACUGCGGUACAAUGCGUCCGUUUUUUAGAAUUCUGUUGGCCUUUGGAUCUACUUACUAUGCAACAGUCGCAUUCUAAAAUAUAUGGUGAAAAUAUGACUUGAUUGAUACGGUUUAUACUGGAUAAAAACGUUAAAUGAAUCAUGUGAUUGUCUGUGAAGGGUUCAUUCAUCCAGUUCAUGAUACAUUGGGUCACAUUUACUAAAGGGUGAAUUGUGGAUGUUUUGAGAAAAUUUGGCAAAAAGACACCACAACAUCGUCUAUUUACUAAAUGGCGAAGACGACAAUGCAUAAGCAAAAACCUCAGCGCUAGAGAACUUUUGCCAGCGAAAAAUUCUCUAGCGAAAGUCCGGUAAUUUAUUUAUAUUAAGUAUGAACGCUACCCUUUUUCGCUAAAGUGUAUUUCGCUAGGUUGAGGCUGGCGAAGUCCCAUUAUAAACACACAGCAGCCACUUAACUCGCAAUCAACAUUGCCCUUUCCAUGCUACUUUUCGCCAUGGUAAAAAUUCUCUGGCGAAAAUUCGUCAGAAAAAAUUGUCUAGAGAAUUUUCCGUACUACUGUUGUAUGGGGAAAUAUACUGGCGAUUUUUCACCAGGGGAAAAUUCACCACAAUUCUUUUGAAAAAGUGAACUUACGAUUUUUAGUAAAUAGGGAGAUGUGUUGUGAAAAUACACUUGGCGAACUGUGGUUAAGUUAGGUGAAGAGAAAAU